AAAUUGCUACAGAAACGAAUUUCAGAAAGAAUAAAAUAUUCUUAGAGUAGCCAAAAUGAAAUGAUGAGUCACCAAAGUGAGAUAGAGAAAAGGAAAUAUAGAAAUUGGGUAAGAGUUGGACUGGCAUAUAAAUAUCUUAAACAAGGUCUAGACGGCUUUGCCGAUGAUGUUGUUAAACAAGAACACAAAAGAGUUCUUAGUUCUAUAAAUCACACUCCCGGUAUUAUAUGUAACAGGUGCAGUAUCGGAGGUCUGCAACCAUUACAUACAUUCAUUGUAAAUCCCACCACUAAUAAAAAUGAGUGUCGAUGGGGUCAACACAGGUGUAAUUGUUUACACACAAAAAAGGAAAAAUGCCGUCUUCAUAUAUGUGAUCGCAUUAUGGAAGAAAUAAUAAAAAGCCACGGGUCCACCCCACCAACACCAAACUGGGCGAAUACAGACAUACAGAAGUGGUGUACAGAACCGUGGGAGGUCGCCAAAUGUUUCAUCAAUGCACCUGGGUAUUCAGACAAGACAAAGGCAGCUGAUAUAGACAUAUCUGGAUUACUCCAUGUCUUCAUUAAUAAUACCAGUCUUUAUUCUCAUUUUGCAUCCUCGAAAACAUCUAACAUCUUUUUCAAGACUCGUGCCAGAAGAAAUUCUAUUUUUCAUUCAUCGUCAAUGGAGCUGGAAGAUAAAGAAUUAAAUGAAUAUGUAGAUGAUAUAAUAGAAAUUCUGGAAGACGCAAAAGAAAUAAGGACAAGAAAAGAUGCUCAACAAGCGGUCACCAAACUCAAAGAGUUGAAGCAUGAUGACUUUAUAAUAACAACUUACAACGAGAUAGAGGUAUGUCGUGAAGCUUUAACUACGGUUACACAUAAGACUGCAGAACUGAAGCAGUUGAUCCAAAAUACAAAGGAUGAUAUUGAUAAGAAACAAGCCGAUGCCUCUACAGCUCUACGUGAUCAAAUUCAAAAAUCUCUACAAAAUGCCAUAGAAACGCUUGCAAACAAUGGUGAAAUUGAAAAGCUUGAACUUGCAGUAGGUAAUCUUGAGACUGACUUAAAACAGCGCCUGAUACAGAUAGAGCAUGAAAUAGCUUCCCUGAAAGAUAUAGGUGAUCAACAAAAAACAAAGGACAGGAUGAAAUAUUUGGAGGAUAAACAAAAGCUACAAGAGAAGCUUGUUAAAUUGUAUCGGAGGUCAUAUGUGAAUACAUCACUUUGUCCCUUGAAACCAGAGGAAGAUAACAUCAACGUUAAAUCAGUAUAUAUAUCCCCUAAAUUAAAAGUCGUCACGGAAAGCAAUUCUGAUAAUAGGGACAGAAAUAAUAAAAUGGAGACGGAAAAGAGUUAUAUUAAAGGAUAUCAUGAGAUUUUUCAAACAAAACAACCUCAGCAAAUUAAGAAGAUUUAUAUUUUAGGUGACGUAGGCACUGGGAAGAGUACUUUCUGCAAAAUGAUGAUCGACAACUGGUGUUGUGCUAUUACUGGAACCAAACAACCGAUUGACAAUGAAAAUAAGUUAAAUGAAAUUGAUCCUAAUGAAACAAAUGUGGCAUAUAAAGUUGACAAUGACGUCUCGCAAAUCGGACAAUAUGAAUUUCUUUUCUACAUACAACUACAAGGCAUGUGCAUAUUUACUUCUGACAUCAGAGUCAUGGUAAAACAAAUAGCACAGAAAUGUUUCUCACCUCAAAACACGGGGUUGAUUGAUAAACUAUUUGAGGAAGACUCACGGGGUUGCCUUAUUUUAGCUGAUGGCUUAGACGAAUGGACACCUCCAGAAGAAGAAAUAAAUGUACCACAUGUAAGUUACGGAAUACCUAAUGGAGACGGAGUAAAUAAUGCAACAGUAAUGAUAUUAUCUAGACCAUCAGCAAAAGGAAUAUUAAAUUUAAAGACUUCAGAAUUUGAUCUUAAGUUACAAUUAUUAGGUAUAUCUAGUAAAUCAUUGAAAGCAUUCAUCGAACGAUAUAUUUCCAAUGUAAACUCAACUGGAAAGUCUUACUCUCAAUUUAUGGGAAUUUUAAAGUCAAAAAAAGUUCAGCAUGUCGAGAAGACACCAUUACUUUUACAACAAUUGCUAUGGUUGUACUGUAAUGAUAAGGAAAUUGGAAAUUCUGUCAGCGAAACUUACUGUCAGAUCUUGAAUACGGUGUUUGGUUGGUCAGACCGAAGGAAUAAAGGGCGUGAUAAUGAUACAAGUCAGUCUGUGGAAGAUUACAAGAACGUUACUCUUCCUAAAAUGUUGCAUACAUUUCCUCGAUUAGAAAACAAAAAACGCAUCUUAUUACUUCUCGGAAAAGUUGCAUAUGACAGGUGUACGUCUUACAAGGUAAAGCCAACAUUUGGUAAGUCAUAUCUUAUCAAAAAAGGUUUAUCGAAUAGUGAUAUUGAUAUCCUUACACGAUUCUAUGGUAUUCUGAAUGAAAGUAACUGUUACGAUCCUACACUGGAAGAUACACAAUUUGCUUUUAUCCAUAUCUCCUAUCUUGAGUUUUUCGUCUCAUUGCACUUUACAACAUGUUAUUCCAUGGAAAAGUCCACCUAUGUUGCAGGGAAAGAGAAAGAUAGAAAAAGUACGAUACUUUAUGACUUUUUCGGAAGAUGUACAUCUGCUAUCGAUUUAUUACAGUUAUCUAAUGUGAUUAAAAUGAUUUGUGGUUUGUCCCCUGUACUAAUUGGUGAUAUCGCAACAUAUAUUUCACUUAUCGUGAAUACGGAUGAACAAAUUGUUGAUAUAAGAAGAAAAGGGUUGGAAGAAAUAGGAUGGAAUAAUGAGAUUGAUCAGAUACAACGACUUAUAGUAUCUUGUUUGGAGGAAAAUGACACUCAUGACAAGACUCAAGUCAGUCUGAGCGACCUUUAUAUACAAGAUUUUGAAACUAUUCCACCACUUCAUAGAGUCAACGCAGAUGAUGUGACUUCUUUAACCUGCGAAUCUAAAUCAGUUGCAGAAUGGUUUGAGUACACAACAAAAUGCAAGAAACUGAAAUACAUGCAUAUUUUGCAUGUUCCAUUAUUAUCAAAUCAAUUUGCAUUGCAUAAUAAAAUAAGUAAGCCAGUUUUUGAUCUCUCUAAUCAGAAACAGCUUCAAAUUCUAAAACUAUACUAUUGUAAGAAUGUGGAAAUUUCUGACCUGCAUACUAAACAACUUGAACAGUUACACAUUAAUGAUUGUGCCAGAAUAUUAGAUUUUGAUUGUCUGUUGAAUGCCAGCAAGCUAGCUGAGCUUAACAUUAAAGAUUAUACUGGUAAUUUGAUUUCAUUACCAUUAGUAUUACAACGAGCACCAUUAAGAGAACUGACAUUAUGCAAUGUUAAAUGUAGCCACAGUAAACGUCAUGGUAUUGAUCUGUCCAGACAGAAUUAUCUUCAAAUUCUUAAACUGGUAGCGUGUCCUAAUAUAGUUGUUACGGGAUUAAACACAGAGCAACUAAAACAUAUAUAUAUUGAUAACCGUCUACAUUUUUAUGCUUGUAUAUUAGAUUUUAAUCUAAUAACAAAAGCAUGUAAGCUCAAUGAACUUCAUUUGAAUGGUCUUUCAGGUAAAAUAGCAUCACUUGUAUCGUUAUUACAAGAGGCCCCUUUAAGACAGCUGACUUUGAUACAUGUAUCUGAUGAUCGACCUGAUGAUGAAAGUUAUACGCAUGUUAUAGAUCUUUCUAAGCAAAACCAGCUCCACAAUCUUAGAUUGAACUACUGUAAGAAUAUGCAAAUUUCUUACUUAAACACUGAACAUCUUAAAAGUGUACACAUUUCACCCGGUAUAUUAAAUUUUGAUAUUUUGUUAAAUGCUGGCCGAUUGUCUGAACUUGUGUUAGAAGGUAAUCCAUUUAAAUAUAACAGACGAGUUAUUACAGUAGUGCAUACAUUAAAUAAGCUUAGAAUACUAACGUUAAUGUCUGCAGAUAUAGAUGAUAACACCCUUACAGUAUCACGAGAGAUGAAAACUCUUACACGCGUUGAACUAGGACAUACCAAUAUGAGCCUGAAUACGUGGUAUACAUUUGUUGAUAGCCUUUUGACUCUUCAACAGCCUAUUGAGGUUGAAACAUACACAAUACGAGAAGAAGAACGGGAAGAAGAACGUAACUAUGUUCGAACUAAACAAGAGAUUGAAGUAAUUAUAGAUGUGGAGUUUGGGAGGUUUCAGUUUAAGAAAAGGAAAUAGUUUCACCAAUAUCAUGACACCUUGUAUGUUAUUACAAAUCGCUCAUAUCUCUAUAUCUUAAUAUGAAUCAAAUGAGCAAAACGAUCACUUUAAAUAGAAUGUAUCACUUGUCAUAUAAAUCAAUAUAUAUGUACUUUGUUUGAAUAAUUGAAUAAGACAAAUUUCUUUUCUUUAUGAAUUCUCCGGCAAGUGACGUAGUAACGAACUAACGGACAUAAAUUAUAGUUGUUUGCCUGCCCGUGCUCUGCCUUGUUCCCUUUCCUGUUUUGUUUGGGGUCAUCCUGGGCUCCUUGCCACUUGCUCUUGUUACUGGGUCGGGUGGGAGCUGCGUUCAUUGAACGCCAUCUUUCCUUGAUGAUCUUGUUUAUCAUAUAACUUUGCACACAUGUUAAAAAUCAACACCUAAAACAAAUGGUACAUUUAUCUCGAGAAAAAAUCUAGAUUCGUCAUUUCAAAAAACAUCGGUUGAGUGAGUCCUUUAAGAUUAAGUUAACAACAGGUUUAAUUGUAAGUACAUUUACGAUGAGCAACAUCCGGAAUUGACAAACAAAUGAACGGACUCCUUAUGAUAUAUAAAUAUAUUUAUUCAACCAAUGGGCUUAUUCACCCGAUGGUAUAUAAGGCAUCGUAUAUAAGGCAUCAAAGCUAUAUUACACGCACAGCGGCAAACAUUUCCUUAGAUAAGUAUAAGAUUGUCAUGAUGUGUUAAAUUGUUAUAUUUUUUGUUUUC
Messenger RNA from Ruditapes philippinarum (Manila clam), 4888 nucleotides. RefSeq lists its product as uncharacterized. The record is from RefSeq and is a predicted model, not a curated record. The coding region runs from base 61 to 4158 and encodes 1365 amino acids. The transcript has 5 exons. Lineage: Eukaryota; Metazoa; Mollusca; Bivalvia; Venerida; Veneridae.